Messenger RNA from Penicillium daleae, 1557 nucleotides. Its product is annotated as putative MFS transporter. The record is from RefSeq and is a predicted model, not a curated record. Gene Ontology annotation, cellular component: membrane. Gene Ontology annotation, biological process: transmembrane transport. NCBI's taxonomy places the organism in Eukaryota, Fungi, Ascomycota, Eurotiomycetes, Eurotiales, Aspergillaceae. The coding region runs from base 1 to 1557 and encodes 518 amino acids. Gene Ontology annotation, molecular function: transmembrane transporter activity. The transcript is spliced from 4 exons.
AUGGCUGCUCCCAUGGCGACUUCCAUGGCCGACCCUGAGUCGGUCAGGGACGAGAAGGGUAUCUCUGAUCAUAAAGAGGACCUCAUGUCGGACGUGGCGCGUGAAGCGGCCGAGCGCGGACAUCUCGCGACUGAUCAAUAUGGACAUCCCAUCGUCGAGUUUGACAAGGUCGCCGAAUCCAAACUCCGGUGGAAGAUUGACCUGUAUGUUGUGCCGACGGUGGCUCUGAUGUAUCUCUUCUGCUUCAUCGACCGGGCAAAUAUUGGUAAUGCCAAGCUGGCUGGCUUCACCAAGGACCUCGGAUUAAAGGGCUAUGAUUACAAUGCCGUUCUAUCCAUCUUCUUUGUCGCAUAUAUCAUUUUCGAGAUUCCGAGUAAUAUCGCUUGCAAGUGGAUCGGACCGGGUUGGUUCCUGCCUGCAAUUACCCUGGGAUUCGGUAUCUGUUCCGUUGCAACCGCCUUCGUACAUGACAUCCACGGUGCCUCCGGUGUCCGAUUCUUGCUCGGCAUGUUCGAGGCUGGUCUGCUACCCGGUAUCGCCUACUACCUGAGCCGAUGGUACCGACGCAGUGAACUCGCUUUCCGUCUAUCCUUGUACAUUGUCAUGGCGCCACUAGCCGGAGCUUUCGGUGGUCUUCUCGCAUCCGGUAUCCUCACGCUGGAUCACUUUGGUGGUCUUCGUAGCUGGCGAAUGCUAUUUGCCAUUGAAGGCAUUAUUACCAUCGGAAUCGCGCUCAUCGCAUUUGUGACGAUGACCGACCGCCCCGAGACUGCGCGCUGGUUGUCGCAGGAGGAAAAGGAUUUGGCUAUUGCGCGAGUCAAGUCCGAGCGUAUUGGAACCACCGAGGUCCUCGACAAGCUGGACUUGCCCAAGACCCUGAGAGGCAUCUUCAGCCCCGUCACUCUGACCAGUGCUUUUGUCUUUCUGCUGAACAACAUCACGGUCCAGGGAUUGGGAUUUUUCGCGCCGACAAUUGUCCAGACGAUCUACCCCCAUGCGACCGUGGUGUCUCAGCAGCUUCACACGGUUCCUCCCUACGUGGUUGGCGCGUUCUUCACCGUAUUGUUUCCCUUCCUCAGCUGGCGAUUUGACCAUCGCCUGAUCUUCUUCAUUAUCAGCCCCCCGCUGAUGAUGGCUGGAUACAUCAUGUUCUUGGCCAGUGAGGAUCCCAUGGUCCGGUAUGGCGCUACUUUCAUCAUUGCCAGCGGCGCGUUCGCCUUUGGUGCUCUCUGCAACGCCCAUGUUUCCGCGAAUGUGGUUUCCGACACGGCUCGAUCGUCCGCGAUCGGAACCACAGUCAUGUUUGGCAACAUCGGUGGGUUGAUCUCCACCUGGUCAUUCCUGCCGUCUGAUGCGCCCAACUAUCACAUUGGCAAUGGGUUGAAUCUUGCGACGUCCUCCAUGACACUUUUGCUUGGUGCGUCCCUGUGGAUGUGGAUGUCCUGGGAUAACCGGCGACGCAGCCGCGUCGACGUCAAUGCUGCAUUGGCGGGACUUUCCCAGAAGCAGAUUCAGGAUAUGGAUUGGCGCAAUCCUGCCUUCCGCUGGCGGCCUUGA